AUGGUGCUUGUGAAACGACAAAAUGGAAUGUCGAUUUCGAUGCAAAUGCUCCACCAGCUACAAGCCCUUGUCCGAGACUGGUUGGAAGGACGUCUGGAUACCUACAUGACCAUUACACCAGCGGCAAACUGGAACCACAAAACCUUCUCUAAUUGGAUUGAAGAGUCAAGUGAUUGGCCACUUCUACUGGCACAAUCACUGCGACUUUGGCUUACAGGAGGACAUGUAUAA
Laccaria bicolor S238N-H82 is the source of this 231-nucleotide messenger RNA. RefSeq lists its product as uncharacterized. The transcript has 2 exons. Lineage: Eukaryota; Fungi; Basidiomycota; Agaricomycetes; Agaricales; Hydnangiaceae. The record is from RefSeq and is a predicted model, not a curated record. The coding region runs from base 1 to 231 and encodes 76 amino acids.